Scleropages formosus (Asian bonytongue) is the source of this 1830-nucleotide messenger RNA. RefSeq names its product nuclear distribution protein nudE-like 1-B. Gene Ontology annotation, biological process: cell migration; centrosome localization; chromosome segregation. Lineage: Eukaryota; Metazoa; Chordata; Actinopteri; Osteoglossiformes; Osteoglossidae. Bases 124 to 1149 code for a protein of 341 amino acids. The transcript has 9 exons. Gene Ontology annotation, cellular component: centrosome; kinetochore; kinesin complex. Gene Ontology annotation, molecular function: microtubule binding. The record is from RefSeq and is a predicted model, not a curated record.
GUAACAUCCCGGAGUCGCGUUGGCGUUUUCUGAAGGGGCGACGGGAGAAGGAACAACGGCAAUGAUGAUGCGCUAAAAUCCUGACGGACACAAACGCGCUGGAGAUGUUCAGGUUUAUUUGCCAUGGAAACAGAAAUGUCACCAAAAUUCUCUUCAAAAGAUGAGGAGAUUGACUACUGGAAGUCCUUGUCUCUCAAGUACAAGAAGAGUUAUCAGGAGGCCCAUGAAGAGCUCUUGGAGUUCCAGGAAGGCAGCCGUGAGCUCGAGGCAGAGCUGGAAACUCAGCUGGGGCAUGCAGAGAACAGGAUCCGAGACCUCCAGGCGGAUAAUCAACGGCUGAAGAGCGAGGUGGAGGUACUGAAGGAGAAGCUGGAGCAGCAGUAUGCCCAGAGCUACAAGCAGAUAGCUAUGCUGGAGGAUGACUUGGGCCAGACAAGAAGCAUCAAAGAGCAACUCCACAAAUAUGUUCGGGAGCUGGAGCAAGCCAACGAUGACUUGGAGCGGGCUAAGAGAGCAACAAUAGUAUCCUUGGAAGAUUUUGAACAGCGUCUGAACCAAGCUAUUGAGAGGAACGCCUUCUUGGAGAGUGAGCUGGAUGAGAAGGAGUCUCUCCUGGUUUCAGUGCAGAGGCUAAAGGAUGAAGCUAGAGAUCUGCGGCAGGAACUGGCUGUCCGGGAGCGAAAUGCAGACAUUACCCGAAUGUCAGCACCAAGUUCACCCACCCUGGACAUUGACAAGAUAGACUCCGCUGUGCAAGCAUCACUCUCCCUCCCAGCGACACCUGUUGGCAAGAACAUUGAGAAUGCCUUUGCCAGUUCAAAAGCUCUCUCCAAUGGCUUUGGCAACUCCCCUCUGACACCAUCAGCAAGAAUCUCAGCCCUCAAUAUUGUUAGUGACCUUCUGAGAAAAGUUGGGGCUUUGGAGUCCAAACUGGCGGCCUACAGGAACUUUACUAAGGACCAGGCAGCGAGGAAGACUUAUGGCAAUGGGAGCCUGAUCAACAGCAAUGCUGCCAAGUUCUCCCAUUCGCUCCACACCACUUACUUUGACAAAGCGGCGGUGAACGGGCUGGAUCCUACCACGCUGGCAACCAUCACCUCUGCCCCAAGAACAGCGUCACCACCUGGUCUACUGCCACUGAGUGUGUGACAGAUCCUUGCCUUGACCACAACCUCUUUGAAAUGACAUGGACCAGUGUAAGGUGGUCAGGCAGCGCUGAAUAUAUGUACAUAAUAUGUAUUUAUUUGUGUGUGUGUGUGCGUGCCCAUGCAUGCAGCUUGGUGCCUGUGUAUGCGUGCUUGUGUGACAAGACGGGACCAGCAAUGAUCCACUUUCAAGAGCCUCCCUCCAUAUAUACACACAGUGCACAAUCCCUGUGUCAGUUUUUUUUGCAAGUAGUCAGACAAGCAGCUGGCAGCGGCCUGUUUGUUUCCACAUAUUUGCACAAUUGAUAUUUGGACACUGUUCACAGUAGAUUUAAUGAAAAUUGUGUUAUGUCUGAUUAGGUUUUUUUUUUUUUCUUUUUCUUUCCGUUACCGACUAAGGGUCUGUGUGUGCGCACGUCUAUGUGCAAAACAAAAGUCCGUCCUGUGAACAGACACACCUCGCAGCCCAGCAUUAGCUGUCAGUUCUGCACUCUGUAACAUCCUGGCAGAUAGUAGACCUUGAGUGGUGACUUUGGUGUCAGUGUUAAAUAUAUCGAAUGAACUCCCUGGUAAGAUAUCAUGUGCAUCACAAGUCACCUUGUAGCACGGUCAUAAAUACUGAAAGCUACACAGAUUUACUUUUUGCUACUAUUUGAAAACAUUAUACAAUUCCCCCCCCCCCCCC